CGGCGCAGCGCAGCAUCGCAGGCCCCGCCGAUCCCGCACUACGUUUCCCGGCUUGCAGCGCGGCGGGGCCGGGCCGGGCCGGGCCGGGUCGAACGGAGCGGAGCUGGGAGGGCCGGCAGGUAGGUGGGUCCGGGCGGCACGGCGCUGCUGGCUGCCCCGCCGGAACCCCCCCCCCCCCCCUCCCCGGUGUGAGCGGGGGAAGAUGGCGGAGCUGGAGAGCUUAGAGACGGCGGCGGAGCACGAGAGGAUCCUGCGGGAGAUCGAGAGCACCGACACGGCCUGCAUCGGCCCCACGCUCAGGUCUGUUUACGAUGGCGAGGAACACGGUCGUUUCAUGGAAAAAUUGGAAGCACGAAUCAGAAACCACGAUCGGGAGAUUGAGAAAAUGUGCAACUUCCAUUACCAGGGCUUUGUGGACUCCAUCACAGAGCUGCUGAAAGUGAGGGGAGAAGCCCAAAAACUGAAGAACCAAGUGACGGACACCAACCGAAAGCUGCAGAGUGAAGGGAAAGAGCUGAUAAUAGCAAUGGAAGAGCUGAAGCAAUGCCGACUGCAGCAGAGGAACAUUUCGGCGACGGUUGAUAAGCUGACGCUUUGCCUUCCCGUUCUGGAGAUGUACAGCAAACUGCGAGAGCAGAUGAAAUCGAAAAGGCACUACCCUGCGCUGAAGACCCUGGAGCACCUGGAGCACACCUACCUGCCCCAGGUGAGCCACUACCGCUUCUGCAAGGUGAUGGUGGACAACAUCCCCAAGCUGCGUGAGGAGAUAAAGGAAGUGUCCAUGUCUGACCUCAAGGAUUUCUUGGAGAGCAUCCGUAAGCACUCGGACAAGAUUGGGGAGAUGGCGAUGAAGCAGGCACAGCAGCAAAGAAACCUGGACAAUAUUGUAUCGCAGCACCCCAGGAUAAGCGGGGGGAAGAAGUCCAAGAAAGAAGCCUGUGCAGGCUCAGAUUUGGAGGUAAAGAACACUAGCCCCAUGUCUGAGCAGGAUUCGGGUAUCCUGGAUGUUGAAGAUGAGGAGGAGGAUGAAGAGGUGCCCGGGGCCCAGGAGCUGGUGGACUUCUCGCCCGUGUACCGCUGCCUGCACAUCUACUCCGUGCUGGGUGCCCGAGAAACCUUUGAGAGCUACUACAGGAAACAGAGAAGAAAACAAGCCCGGCUGGUGCUGCAGCCUCCCUCCAACAUGCACGAAACGUUAGACGGCUACAGGAAGUAUUUCAAUCAAAUUGUGGGGUUUUUUGUAGUUGAAGAUCACAUCCUGCAUACCACGCAGGGCUUGGUAAAUAGAGCCUACAUUGAUGAGCUGUGGGAGAUGGCGUUAUCAAAAACCAUUGCAGCGCUAAGGACGCACUCAUCGUAUUGCUCGGACCCAAGCCUGGUGUUAGACUUGAAGAACCUCAUCGUCCUCUUUGCAGAUACGCUCCAGGGAUACGGCUUCCCAGUGAACCAGCUCUUCGACAUGCUGUUGGAGAUCCAAGACCAGUACAGUGAAACGCUGCUGAAGAAAUGGUCGGGAGUUUUCAGAAGUAUACUUGAUUCAGAUAACUACAGUCCCAUCCCAGUGACGAAUGAAGAGAUUUAUAAGAAAAUAGUUGGACAGUUCCCAUUCCAGGACGCAGAACUUGAAAAGCAACCGUUUCCAAAGAAGUUCCCCUUUUCUGAGUUUGUGCCUAAAGUUUACAAUCAGAUUAAGGAAUUCAUCUACGCCUGUCUGAAGUUUUCAGAAGACCUUCAUUUGAGCUCCACGGAAGUUGAUGAUAUGAUCAGAAAAUCGACAAACCUGCUGCUGACCCGAACGCUGAGCAACUGCUUACAGAAUGUCAUCAAGAGGAAAAACGUGGGGCUGACGGAGCUGGUACAGAUUAUUAUCAAUACAACCCACUUGGAGAAAUCUUGCAAGUUCCUCGAAGAGUUCAUCACCAAUAUCACCAAUGUACUUCCAGAAACUGUCCACACCACGAAACUUUACGGGACCACAACUUUCAAGGACGCCCGGCACGCUGCCGAGGAAGAGAUUUACACCAACCUGAACCAGAAGAUCGACCAGUUCCUGCAGCUGGCAGACUACGACUGGAUGGCUCUGGAGCCCGGCAGCAGGGCCAGCGACUACCUUGUGGAUCUCAUUGGCUUCCUGCGCAGCACGUUUGCUGUCUUCACGCACCUCCCGGGGGAUGUAGAUGCCCACUCUACCAUGUCGGGGAAGGUGGCACAGACCGCCUGCAUGUCGGCGUGCAAGCACCUGUCCACCUCGCUGAUGCAGCUGCUGCUGGAAGCCGAAGUGCGGCAGCUGACGCUGGGCGCCUUGCAGCAGUUCAACCUGGACGUGGAGGAAUGUGAACAGUUUGCCAGAUCCGGCCCAGUGCCUGGGUUCCAAGGGGACACGCUGCAGUUGGCCUUCAUCGACUUGAGACAACUCCUGGAUCUGUUCAUCCAGUGGGACUGGUCAACAUACCUGGCUGACUACGGGCAACCCACCUGCAAGUACCUCCGGGUGAACCCCACCACAGCCCUCGUCUUGCUGGAGAAGAUGCGGGACACAAGCCGGAAGAACAACGUUUUCGCCCAGUUUCGGAAGAACGAGCGGGACAAGCAGAAGCUGAUAGACACAGUGGCCAAGCAGCUCCGCGGCCUCAUCAACAGCCACCACUCGUGAGGGACCCACAGCCUUCCACACGCCCGGACUUGGGAUCCUUCUUCAAAGAGAACAGAUGUAUUUUUGUAUUCUCCUGUAUAGUAGGGAUGAAACCCACCCUUGUGACACAAAACGUUGUUAAGCAAUCCCGGGGCAGGUAGGUGGCACGCUGGUGGAGCGGAGGUGGUGUCAGCAGUCACCAUUCUACACUCCUAUUUUCAGGGGUUUGUAAAGCGACGGGAAAACCUGAAGCCUGAGAGAGAAGUUCACACCCAAACGAUGGGUUGGUUGGGUUGGUUUCUUUCGUGUGUGUGUGUGUGUGUGUGUGUGUGCGUAUGGGUUGGGUGUUUUUUUUAAUUUUUUUUUAAUUUUUUUUUUUUUUUUUUUGGUAAGCCAAAUUCAAAGAAUUGGUUUGACUUCGUUUCGUUAAGUUAUUCAGCUGCAGAACAAGGGAUCACGAGAAAUACAGGGAGGAGUCGUGGUUUCAGGUUCUUCUCAUGGGCUUUGCUCAAAGUUCAGAGGGAGGGUCGCUCAGUAGCUUGCCUUGCCAGCACGCGUGUUGGGUUUGUGCAGGAGGAGGGGCAGUGAUUCCUCAGCCUCUCUCCCCUUCUGCCAUAAGGGCUGAUGGCCACCCUGGGUCACGGGUGGCUUCAGGGGGCUGUGACCCUUUGGUGUGCGUGGUGGCACCGCUCAGAGCUGAUGCACCCCAAGCUUUGCUUCUGGGACAUGGUGGUGUCUUGUGGCCCGGCACUGGGUACAAAAGGGCUUCAAGAGCUGCCUCGUUGCAUGGAGUAGGAGAGAUCGGGGUGCCCUAUGGGGAUGGUUUGGGCUGGGUGCCAGGAAGGGAAGAGUACAGGCAGUCUGCUUUGCUUUUCCUUUCCUUGCUGGUUUGCCGUGCUGCUUUCCCAUCCUCCCUUCCUACUGCCACGGUGCCACGUCCCUGUGCCUCCCGCACACCCCUCCAACUUGGGGACGUCCCCCAAACGUGGGGUGCAGGAGGUGCCCCUGGAUCAGCAUUGUGCCCCAGCAGCCCAGCUCUGAACGACAGAGCUCUGCUCUGUGCUCCGGAGGUGCCCGUACAUCAUCUGCCGAAAUCAAGGCAGCCUUUGAGGACCACGUCACGCUAUCAACAGGAUGUUAAUCCCAGGCUUCAGGUUACAGAGAGAAGGGACAUUUGCCCUUAUCUUUUCAUUCCCCUUUUGACUCUCAUUACCGCAGGUGAAAGCUUAUCCAGCCGCUUCCCCCACUACCAAACCCUGACGCUGCAUUCAAGGGAAUUCAAAUCCUCAUUGUGCAUGGCAGGGCCCUUUCUAACACUGAGGCCAUUGGCUCUCAGACCACUUAUGGAAGCUGCUGGGUGGCUCUGGAUCCCUGGUGGGGCUAUGCUCCUCUUCAGCUCCAUGCUGCAGGCUCCUGAGCUGCACAGGGGCAGGAUUUGUCCUUGUGCCACCCGGCUGGGGCUGCAGAAUGGGACAUUUGGGCUCUUUGCUUUCUGCCCACGAGCACUUCUGGCGUUGUAUUUUUUGCUCCAUUCACACUCCAGCUCUGGAUGCACGAAGCAGUGGUGCUUCUCUUUCCCUCCUCGUUCCUCGGCCAUACUCCCUUGAUUUCCUUUGGGGAAGGGUAUGUGAACCCUGAAAUAGGCACAUUGCCAAGCAAUGAGCUCGUGGGGCUUUGUCCCAUCACCACAGCCUCUAGCCACCACGACCAGUGCACUAUUUCCAUUAAUACAAGGGAAGAGCUGGAACUUGGCUUUAUGGCUCCUUUCUUUGAGGGGACUGGAGGGUACUUUCUUAAUGCCUCUUGGAAAUAUAUACAAGAAAGAAGGAAGAAAAAGAAGCAGAUGGAUGACAGUUGUGUAGCCGGCAAGGAACCAUAUGAUGUGACCCAACUGAGGGGACCCUCCAGUAGGGCCAAGUGACAGGGGACCAGCGGUGGCAGAAGCAGGUGGGGCCAUCUGCUUUGAGCAUCCUUUGAGCAACAGAGCUCAGAGAUUGAAGCAAAAACCCAACGGUGGGAGGAGCAGGGAGGCGCUCAGUGAAGGGCCAUCCAGUAACAAGCACUUUAAAACACUUCAGAAUCACGCUGCUACGGAUGCUGGCGACGGCGUAACAGAGCAUCAGCGAGCUUGACAAAUAGAGCACUCCGGCGUUUCCAGUUUUUAUUAGUGGGAGGAUAGACUGUCAAACCCAAUUUCUAAUAGCAUUUCUCAGCCACCGACGUCGCUGCCGGAUGAGGAGGUGCCUUCUGCACGCUGAGGAUUUCCCUCCAGCAGGGAGAAGGGAGCAGGACUGGGCAGCAUCACCUCCAUGAGCUGGGGAAAGCAGCCGGCUCCUGGCUUGGAAUUUGGGUUUUGUUUUUUUUCCCCAAGGAGCAGCUCCUGCACUGCAUUAGAUAUCCCAGAGUGGCUGUGGCUCAGGGCGAGCCCUGCUCCAGAGAGUGGGGCCAGCAACUGGGAUGUGUUGCUGGGAAAGCCCAGCCCAGCCCCAUCAGAUUCAGGGAGUUUCUGAUUUCAGGAGGUCAAGCACCUAACCACAAGUCACAUCACGGGCAUGAAAAAUGGAAUUUUGGUGCUCUGGUCCUAAUUAACUUUUUGUUCCGAGAGAUGCAGCUCCAUCCCUUCAAAAUAAAAUUAAUCUUUUAAACAGAUUGCUUAAAAAGCCCUGGAAGACGUUUAAAAUCCCCUCUAAAUCUCUUACUAAUGACUGGUAUCCUCUGAUACGGAUGGUAUUGCUUAUGAGGGAAAGGUUGUUGCUAUAAAUUUGUGAUCUGGGGGGAGGCAGGAGCAGAACCUGCUUCUUUAACCAUCAAUUUGCAACCCCCGGAACAAAUAAUGCUGCUAUUAACACUUCCAUGUACAUACAUUGAUCGUUCCUUAGGUUUUAAAGCAGUGGCUGUAGUAUGGAGUGGGUGAGCCUCCCUCUCCCCCCAGCUUGGCAAACGCAAUUCAGCACCAGUGGAUUAAAAAGAAAAAGAAAAAAAAAAAGAAGAAGAAGAAGAAAACCAAAUUAAAACAAAGCUUGCCUUCCUGAGACGCAUCCACACCUCUUAUUUUCCUUAAAACCUCCAUGGAAUAGUUUCUGGGACACCUCUAAGGCACUGAGCUGCAGAGCAGAUCAUGAGGGGAACAGCGUUGGUGCAUGCGAGGGAGAGGAGCAGAUUUCUGUCUUUUCCUGGAGCUGGAGUCCAGUGCUCUUGGAGGUUUUUGCACUUUGUUCUAAGCUCAGCCAUGACCCUAUCCUCCGUGGGAGCAGUUCCCCAUUGUGUGUUGUGUCUGUGGCAUUCAGUCUGGGGAAGGGUUGGCUGCCUUGUGCUGCUUUGGAAGCAGGAGGGUUGGGGCAGGCACCCCGUGAACCCCAGUAGCACUGGAGCAUGACUCCAUGUGUUCAUCUGGGAGCUGAAGCCUGACAAUAAAUUUCAGCACAAACACAUUCAAGGUGGAUCCAUCUGUGCGCUGAGCUGGACAAGUUGUGCAUGCAAAGGAUGUUAUUUGGGGAAGGAUUCACCCCAAAAAUGCCAAAUGUGGGGGCAGAGGAUGUCUUGCUUCCCUUCACCUCCCCAUGAUGCUGCUGUUUGGCUUUCAAACCCCUCUCUUGCCUCUGUCCCCAGCCUCUGCAAGCAGUGUUGGGUCCUGCAUCGUUUUCCCUGGGAACUGUGGUUCUUUAUGGCAUUACUCAUCCAUUGGCUUUUUCUGGCCUGAACACUCCCUCCUCCAUCUCCGUCCCAAUCUCCAUCCCAGUCCCAACACCAGUCCCCACUGCUGUCCCAGUAACAACCCCAAUCCCCAUUGCCAUCCCAAUCCCCAUCCUCAUCCCAAACCCAGUCCCCUCCACCAUCCCAAUCCCAACACCAACCCCAAACUCCAUCGCCAUCCCAGUAACAAACCGAGUCCCCUCCACCAUCCCAGUCCCAACACCAACCCCAAACUCCAUCGCCAUCCCAACCCCAACCCCCAUCACCAUCCCAAUCCCAACCCCAACAGCAGUCUCUAUCACUAUCCCAAUCCCAAUCCCAACCCCAAUCCCCAUUGCCAUCCCAAUCCCCAUCCUCAUCCCAUCUGCAGGUUCCACUACCAUCUCUGUCCCAACACCAACCCCCAUCACCAUCCCAAUCCCAACACCAACCCCAACCCCCAUUGCCAUCCCAAUCCCCAUCCUCAUCCUAACCAGAGGCUCCACCACCAUCGCAAUCCCAAUACCAACACCAAUCCCCAUCACCAUUCCAGUCCCAUCACCAACUCCAGUCUCCAUCUCCAUCCCAAUCCCAACACCAACCCCAAUCCCCAUCACCAUCCCAACCUCAUCCCCCAUCACCAUCCCAAUCCCAGCCCCAAUCCCCAUCGCCAUCCCAACCCACAUCCUCAUCCUAAUCCCAUCCCAGUCUCCAUCACCAUCCCAAUUCCCAUUGCCAUCCCAUCCCUUGGUGCCCACUGGCUGCUUGUGUUGUUGCCUUUUCUCAAUUUUUGAGGGGGAAGAGCUUGAUUUUGUAAACUAAUGAUGUGGUGAAGACAGCUUUUUUUGCACAAGUCGUUGCACAAUAAGGGGAGAAAUUAGUAAAUUAGGUUUAACUUUAAAGGGAACGUUUUUUUUUCCUUAAAACUCACUAGCAGAGCUACUGAUUACAAACAAAAACUGACUGAUUGAAAAAUGGACUGCAUGGUUUACAGGUUAAACUGCGUUAGAAAUUAGCAUGUUGACUUCGACUGUACAUUUAUCCUAUUGUAACUUCCAUUAAACAAUACAGCAUAUAACUGUUUCAA
This is a messenger RNA of Numida meleagris (helmeted guineafowl), 7391 nucleotides long. It is a transcript of the gene EXOC6B, whose product is annotated as exocyst complex component 6B. Gene Ontology annotation, cellular component: membrane; exocyst. Gene Ontology annotation, biological process: exocytosis; intracellular protein transport; Golgi to plasma membrane transport. Lineage: Eukaryota; Metazoa; Chordata; Aves; Galliformes; Numididae. The transcript has 23 exons. The coding region runs from base 203 to 2653 and encodes 816 amino acids. The record is from RefSeq and is a predicted model, not a curated record.